Messenger RNA from Drosophila virilis, 2325 nucleotides. The record is from RefSeq and is a predicted model, not a curated record. NCBI's taxonomy places the organism in Eukaryota, Metazoa, Arthropoda, Insecta, Diptera, Drosophilidae.
AAUAGCCUAAAGGUGCGCAACCUUCACGGAGCUGUCAGAAGCGGCACCCAAAUUAAUUUAAAGAAGUCACGUCAAUAGCCAGACCCAAAUUUAAAGCAUCCACACAGUUUCAGCAAAUGGAACUGGUUUUGGCAAUAAAAUUAAACAAACCAAAAAAAAUACGAAAUAUUAAUGACCAAGGGCCUUAGCCACAAAUCACAUGAUGUACAAAGAUCAAAUGGUAUGAAAAUUGAAUGAAUUAUAAUGCCAAUAAUUAUUGGUAGCUCAGACUAAUUCCAGGAUGAGCUAAAAGCUGUCAAGCAUAUGCAAUAAACAACUUAUAAAACUUGCUCAAGCCAAAGAUCGCAUGGCUAUUCGCAAAAGUGUAGCAUAUUUUGAGAACAACGAACUAUAAAUUGGUCAUAAAUGUUUAAUUAAACCAGUUUCCUAUCAGCUAGGCAUGCGAUAAGUGUAAUUUGCAAAUUUCCGGCUCUACACGAGACAUUUGCCAAAAAUAAAUCCGACGCAACCAAAUUCCAAAAGUAAAUUUAAUACAUUUGAAACUAUAAUUUCCCUUUAGCAACUAUUCUUUAUGAUAUUUGAUAGCGAUGAUAAAAAUCAAUUUGAUGGCAUCAAUUUAAGAAACGCACAAUAAAUUCUUUACCCAACAAGCUGCGAUCAAAAUUGGCGUCACAUCAGUCAAUUGACUGGCCCCCAAAGACGAGUUAGUCUUGCCAAGUCUUAAUGAGUAUAUUCAUACUUGAAUACUCAAUUCGAUAUUCGACUUUGGCUACACCCAAGCAAACAUCAGAAGCGACUUUGAGGCAAGUUUUACGCACGCAGCUUGGAGUAUUUGGGUACCCGCUCUCAUCUGUCUAUGGUAUAAAUAGUUACGGCCGAGCCCCAAGCAGACAGAAGCCAUUCAAGCGCUUGUGGAGUAAGAGUCAUCUAAUCACUGAAAUGAAAUUUUUGGUCGUUGCCGUUGCCUUCCUGGCCUGCGCCAGUGCCGAUGUUUCCCACUUGGGAUCGGGCUACAACUAUCAAGCGCCAGCGCCCGCUCCGGUCUACCAGCCAGCGCCCGCUCCGGUUUACCAGCCAGCACCAGCUCCGGUCUACCAGCCAGCGCCCGCUCCGGUCUACCAGCCAGCGCCUGCACCUGUCCACUAUGAGGCACCCGCCCCUGUGAACACCUAUGUGCCACCUGCACCCGCUCCCGCUCCCGCUCCCGUCCGCUAUGAGGCUCCUGCACCAGUCUACCAGCCCGCUCCUGCUCCAGUGCACAUUGAGGCUCCCGCACCAGCCCCAGUCCACUACGAGGCACCCGCACCCGCUCCAGUUAACACCUACAUUCCACCUGCACCAGUGUCGAUCCCAGCUCCGGCGCCAGUCUACCAGCCCGCACCAGCUCCAGUCCAGUACUCGGCACCCGCACCAGCUCCAGUCCAGUACUCUGCACCCGCACCCGCUCCAGUUGAGGCGCCCGCUCCAGCACCAGCACCCAUCCGUAUCGAGGCUCCAGCUCCAGCUCCCAUCAGAGUUGCUCCUGCACCAGCCCCAGUCAACCAGUACAUCCCACCAGCGGCUCCAGCUCCCGCCCCAGCUCCCAUCAGGGUUGCUCCCGCUCCAGCCCCAGUCAACCAAUACAUUCCACCAGCUGCUCCCGCUCCAGCUCCAAUCAGGUCUGCUCCCGCCCCAGUUCUGGCUCCCCAGCCCGUUCUGGAGGAAAUCGAGCCCAUCUCUGCCGAUGGUUACCGCUACAAGACCAAAUUCCUGAUCAUUGCCGUUGCCUUUUUGGCCUGCGCCAUGGCGGACGUUUCGGAGCUGGGUGGUCAGGGUUACGAUUAUCCGCAGCCGGCGGCGCCAGCACCAGCACCUGCCUAUAUUCCCCCACCACCUCCACCACCACCACCGGCACCAAAGAACACCUAUAUCCCUCCUCCUCCUGCUCCGGCCAAGGCAUACAUUCCUCCCCCAGCCGCUCCAGCCAAGGCCUACAUCCCACCCCCACCACCACCACCACCACCAGCACCCAAGAACACCUACAUUCCACCUCCUGCAGCUCCCGUAGCUCCCGUCAAUACCUACAUUCCCCCUCCUGCUGCCCCCAUCCAGGCUGAGCAGCCCAUCAUCGAGGAGAUCGAGCAGCCCGCUCAGGAUGGCUACCGCUACAAGACUGUCCGCCGUCGUGUCUUCCGUCACCGCAACUAAGCAGCGGCUCUGUGAACUCCACGAAUUUUGUUGACUAAUGUGAUAAACGAAGAAAAGAUGAAGAGAAUUUUCAAGAAUUUGUUUUGUUAAACAAUUUUAAAACCUAAACAAGCGUAAUAAACUUUUUAAGCAAACUAA